Messenger RNA from Colletotrichum navitas, 363 nucleotides. RefSeq lists its product as uncharacterized. The transcript has 5 exons. Lineage: Eukaryota; Fungi; Ascomycota; Sordariomycetes; Glomerellales; Glomerellaceae. Bases 1 to 363 code for a protein of 120 amino acids. The record is from RefSeq and is a predicted model, not a curated record.
AUGACCUUUUGGUCACUUCACCAGACCCGCCGUCCUUUUAGCUCUCGCGUCUUUUCUUUACGUGGGGCCCUUGUUUCCGCACAGGGAAUCCUUGCUACGAUUCUCGCACCAACUUGCCGCGGCUCAAUCGGGGGACCUGCUGCUGCUGCUGCUGCUGCUGCUGCUGCACCUGACAUCCUUUGCAACCGCGUACUGGGCCAGAUCGAACUCGUCGCAUCCCGAAGCAGUGAUGGGUAUUUCUGGGUGCGAGCAAGGGCUGUCGAUUUGCUAACGGCGACCGGUAUCGACAAGACAGGCAACGCUCCACCAGACUACCUCAAGCGUCCGUACUAUACCUCUUGGAGCGGUGAAGAUGAGUGUUAG